Periconia digitata is the source of this 4122-nucleotide messenger RNA. NCBI's taxonomy places the organism in Eukaryota, Fungi, Ascomycota, Dothideomycetes, Pleosporales, Periconiaceae. The record is from the annotation of a GenBank genome assembly.
CGCCUUGCAAUCCUACUCUCGCCGGAGAGUGGGCAAAUCUGCCUUGCCCUAGUAUCCGUUGCUCAUGAUUCCCCGGGCGCAUUGAUCUCACCAAUUCUUUUAUUUUCUAUUCUAUUUUUUUCUGCAACCACCGAGAUAAUGGCAAACGACUACUUUUCUGACAACGAAGCCUACAUCACGAACCAACCUCUGCCCUCCCCUUCGAGUACAAUCUACCAAUCCGUGUCGCGAAGAACUUCCCGCUAUGGAACCCCACUGGACGACAAUGGGCCAUUGACCGCCCCGUUGCCCCCAGACCCACGCGACGAUCAAGAAGAGGUCGAACCUCCUCCUGUUGCUGCUCAGAAUGUAUCCUUCCUGGACCCUAGACGUUUCACGCCAACUUUACAUGCAUCUCUCGUAUCCGAAAUUCUUUCCCUCAGACGCGAGCUAGACUCCAAGCACAAGUUCAUUGAAGACCUAGAAACCAGUUUCCAUGGAGUGCGGACCGAAAACGAUGCGCUGGAGAAACAGCUCGCUGCCAGCACCAAGGAAGCCCGAGGCGCCAAACGUCAACUUCAACAGUUUGAGAAUGGCACCUUAUCAGCGCUCGAGGAGAUUGUCGGUGAACGGGAUAGGAUACAAGAAGCCAAUACCGAUUUAAAAGCAAAACUCGAAGGAAUACAAAGAAAGAUUCGUACCCAGGAAGACGAUUCUACAAGAGUGCACGAUAUGUGGGCCAACGACAAAGAGGUGUGGGCCAGUGAAAAACGCUCGCUCGAGCGACGCGUGCACAUCUCCGAGACCCGGCUGAAGAUGAUCCUGGACGAACUCGCUUUACAGGAAACAAUACAAGAAGAGGAGGAAAUCGAGAGCGAAGGCGAAGGCGAAAGCGUCAGGCCCGAAAGUGAUGCUGGUAGCAUACGGUCAUCUCCCCAGCGAAGGUCAUCCACUCGAACAACUCGGCAUUCCAGAAACCUCAGCAACAGCAGCUACCGCAGCUUUGGGCGCAGUUAUCGCAUGUCGCACAUGAGCACCAUGGAUGGCCGUUCGACCGGCAUGAAUCUGGCCGACGAGUUGGCUUUCGAUGAGGAGGACGAGGAGCUUGACGAAUUGGAACUCGAUUCAGACGACUUCCCCGAAAAUGAAAUGAAGGCGAGAAGAGCACUUGAAUCGCGGCAGUCCAUGUAUCAAGAUGAAAAGGCGAAACGUAUACUUGGCCUUAGCAACGAAGUUCAACAAGCCAGCAGGGAUAGCCCUCUCGGAGUGACGUUAGCGGAUCAGGAGGAGCCAAAACCAGCACCUGAAUUGCACAAGUCCCUUGCGCAUCAGGGUGUCACCUUUGUUUUCCCUCCCAGCACUCCCAAGCAGGAAGCUGACGAGACCAAACCGCAAUAUGUCGACACUGGUGUCCAACCUUCGCCACCACCGUCUCCGGUGCGGCCGCAGACGCCCGCAGUUGCCAAGCCGACUGCGGAAGCAGUAUCACCAGCAUCCGAGAUUGAGGCAAACCAGAGGAAAAAGCGCGUGUCUGCACCGUCUAGUCCUUUAAUUCCGUUGUCCCAGGCAACCGUUGUUCCCAAUUUGAUGAUCUCAACAUCCUCGCAGACCGUUGAGGAGCCUUUAAGUCCUCCCGCCACACCUAUCAACGAAACGGGCAACCCACCGCCACCACCCUCCAAGCCGCAAGUUGCAUCCAUCUCUACUCAGACCGACUCCGUUACCGAGUCGGUGACGAAGCCACUGAUCCCCCCUCGUUCGCCUUCCCGCGCUCCACCUCCCGUGCCUAUUUCCAUUCCUUCUAUAGCCAUUCAUGCACCUACAUCAGCACCCCACUCACCUAGAGAACCAAUCCUGCCCCCUGGCACAAAGACCAUUGCGACGCAAACCAGCAACAGCAUGGCUCCGCAUAUGCGAUCAUUCGGUAUGCAGACUGAGCCUAUCCGUAUAGACAACCGGCCUGUCAAGCUACCCCCGCAUUUACUUCCGUCUGCCAUCAGGUCUACACCCGGUACGCCUGAGUCGGGAUUGGAACCGGAACGAGAACAACAUGGCGGUAUCGUGAACCGCAAAGAUUCGCAUCAGCUUGUCUCUCGCGCAUCGAGCACGAGAAACGCUGCACCCGCUGCUCGCCAGGAUCUGAAGGAGCUUUUGGAGAGGAUGCAAGAACACAAAGUUGAGGAUCGUUAUCCCGGCAACAACGACAACGGCCCUCUUGUUCAAGAAACAGAAAAUAGCAUCCACCGACCUUUCCGAUCGAGCAGCUUGUUUGCUGGGUUCCAUGGUGCAUCUUCUGACGAGGAGGUUUCGAACGCCGAGUACAGCGAAGACGAAGAUGUGGCUCCUCAAUACUCUACGCCCAUGCUCUCGUCACGCAAUGUCAAGAACGGAAGGGUAUUCAACAAUCCACCCACUCCCGUGCCAGAAGAGAAAGAGGCAUCGCCUGCUCGCCCAUCAGAGGAUUCAUUCAGAGGAUUCUCCAAGCGAAGUUCGAUGGAAAGGCCAGCAAAGGUGUCCAAAGCCGCGCGUGCACCAGUAGGGCGUCAAGCCAGCAUCCGAAGGUCCGCCAUGGUCCAUAACGGGACCGCAACUCACAUGCGAUCGCGAAGCCCAAGCAUUGGAAGCCUCAAUUCUAGCAAUCAUGCCCCCAAGCCUCCCUUCCCCGUUCCGAUGCGCUCAAGCUCUCGCAAUGUUCCGCUUAGCAAGAGCGAAGGUUCACAGAGCCCGACCUUGCGUAGCCAGGCUGCUUUUGCUGGACGACGCACCUAUGGCCAGAGGCCUCAGCGUCAAGAUAGCUUGAGGAAGGUCCGUUCGGCCGCUGUUAUGCAGAAGCAGGCCCGGCGUCCUCGAAGCCGAUCCCCACCUCUGCCAGCGAGCCCCGUGAUUCCCCCAAGCCCGUCUCUUCCACCCAUACCUUCAGAGCUCAUGGCCGGCCACAAAUUCGGUCAUCGACACCAACCAUCCACAAACACUACAUAUACCGGCAGUGGAUCUGUCGGAAGCGCUGGUUAUCAAGCAAGUGUGGUAGAUGCCAUCGCGGUAGCCAUGGUGGGCGAAUGGAUGUUCAAGUACGUGCGCAGAAGAAAAGCCUUUGGUGGGCCGGAACCGCCAGCGGACAUUUCUCGUGCAGGGGAAGAUGCAGUGUUGAACAGCAACGGCGUCCGCCACAAACGCUGGGUAUGGAUCUCACCUUACGAGCGCUCGGUUCUAUGGAGCCACAAGCAACCGACCACAGGCAACGCAUUACUAGGCAAGAGUGGCCGCAAGCUUGUCAUCCAAUCCGUCCUAGAUGUUGCUGAUAACACGCCAACCCCCAAGAGUGCAGGAACGCAGGCUCUAUUCAACCGUUCCAUCCUCAUCCUUACCCCAGCCCGUGCUCUCAAGUUCACCACGAUAUCCCGUGAGCGUCACUACACAUGGCUAACGGCGCUUUCCUUCCUCGCACACUCGAGCGCACCCAUUCCUGAAUUGGCACCUCCCCAAGAAGAGGAUCUACCUCAGUACCAGCAUGCAGGUGCCACUUUACGUCGCUCACAUGUUCGCGACUCUGUCCGUCUUGCCAAAGGCAAAGCCAAUCCAGUCACGCAAAGAUACAAGACCCAGGUAGAAACGAUGCCAGAAAUCCCCUCGGAAUUCCGACCCGAGAGGCCCAUGCCCGCAUACGCCGACCCGCCCACCAUCCCUCGCGGGCCAUCCCACGGACGAAAGAGAAGCUCGACCGGUCCCGGGGCCCCUCCACCCAGUAUUGCCAUCUACAGGUCGUACUCGCACAACCAGGUACCCUCCCUCUAUUCCUCCGGAUCAUCCGACAUGUACAGCAGCGCGCAACCCCCCUCCGUUCCCUCCUCCGUGUACAACCCGCAAAGCGUCAUGACUAGCACGCGUCCAUCCGAGUCCAGCACUUCAACUAGACAGCACUUCUUCGACACCAUGGGGACUGUGCGCAUGGAAGCUUUCAUCAACGACUCCGUCGGCCAGCAACCUCCAGCCCCAACUCCAGCGCCCCGUGCUACCGGAUUCGCAGCAUCGCGCAAGAUGAAGCGGAGCGGCAGCAACUGGAGCGCGAGCACGAACGAACAUGCACGAAACGGUCUUGUCGAUGACUUCAUGAGCGAAUCAAACGAUCCCUUCCGAGGCUUCUGA